AUGCAGAGAUCAGUAGAGCUCUUCUUGAUAGGAGAGCUGGGGAAAAAGGCGAGCAGUGGAAAGAAAUGGAAUCGGGUUUACCAGGUUUCUUUGUCGUUGGUUUUUGUUUUGUGGGGACUUGUCUUGCUUUUGAGCUUGUGGAUCAGUCGUGGUGAUGGUUAUAGAGAUGGAUCUGCAGGACUUGCAGGUGGAAUAUCAACUUGGCAUGAACCUAAAAUAGAACACAAUAAACAUUCUGGUAUUGUGGAUAAACAUCCAUCACAAGAAAUUGGUUCUAAUCAUUCCAAAGAGGGGUCAUGCCCAAGUGUUGCCAAGACCGAAAAACCCAGAUACCAGUUUCAUGCUGCUGAAGGGGACACAAAUUCUGUGUCUGCUGUUAUGCAACCUGAGGUGGAUAUGUCCAAUUUGGCUCUGAAAUCUGGGGACAGUUUUACAAAGACUGAUUGAAUUUCUUGGGCUGUUCCAGUUGGUCUUGAUGAAUUCAAGAGCAGAGCAUUUAGCUCUAAAAGUAAAUCUGGAACUGGUCAUCAUGGAGGAGUAAAACAUAGACUGGAGCCUGGGGGUACUGAGUACAAUUAUGCUUCAGCUUCAAAAGGAGCGAAGGUCUUGGCUUAUAACAAGGAAGCAAAAGGAGCUGCAAAUAUCCUAAGCAGAGAUAAGGAUAAGUAUCUUAGGAACCCAUGUUCUGCAGAAGAGAAGUUUGUUGUUAUAGAACUUUCAGAAGAAACGUUAGUGGAAUCAUUUGAAAUAGCCAAUUUUGAGCACCACUCUUCUAAUUUGAAAGAAUUCGAGCUUCUUGGCAGUUUAGUUUAUCCGACUCAUACAUGGAUCAAUCUUGGCAAAGGGAAUUUUACUGCUGCAAAUGUGAAGCUUGCGCGGAGAUUUCCUCUUGAAGAGCCAAAAUGGGUUAGAUAUCUGAAAUUGAACCUUCUGAGCCAUUAUGGCUCAGAAUUUUACUGUACAUUGAGUGUUAUUGAAGUUUAUGGAGUGGAUGCUAUUGAACGAACACUGGAGGAUUUGAUCUCUGUUCAAGAUGAUGUGUUUGUACCUGAUGAAGGGACUGCUCACCGUAAACCGCCAUCCUCUCCACAAGAGUCCUUGCAGAGUGAUGAUCUCUAUCAAAAUCUAUACAAAGAACUGGAAUCUGACUCUUCGGGAGAAAACUUAGAUGUGAAGCGUGAAAUAAAGAAAAAUACUGUGCCUGAUCCAGUUGAAGAAAUUCACCAUCAAGUUGGCAGGUUGCCUGCAGAUACUGUUCUUAAAAUACUGAUGCAGAAAGUACGUUCGCUGGACUUAAAUUUAUCUGUUUUGGAACGAUACCUGGAAGAAUUAAAUUUAAGAUAUAGUGAUAUAUUUAAAGAGUAUGACGAAGAUAUAGGAGGGACAGACAGACUUUUGGAGAAGAUCAGAUCAGACAUAAGGAAUCUUUUUGAAAGCCAAGAGGCCAUUGCUAAACAUAUUGAUGAUCUUAGUUCUUGGAAAUACCUUGUUUCCAUGCAAUUGUAAACUUUACUUAGAGACA
Molecule: messenger RNA, 1522 nt
Organism: Pistacia vera
Lineage: Eukaryota; Viridiplantae; Streptophyta; Magnoliopsida; Sapindales; Anacardiaceae
Product: SUN domain-containing protein 4-like
Exons: 3
Biological process (GO): protein folding in endoplasmic reticulum
Cellular component (GO): cytoplasm; membrane
Source: RefSeq, a predicted model, not a curated record